AAAAGAAGGGACAUAAUGUAGGGGAGGAAGCGCAGGGGAAGGCGUUGAAGGAGAGGCGCAAAGCGAAAUUGUUACGAGUCGUUUGGUUAUUAACCCACAUCAACGUACGCUCACUGCGCAGUGCGUGCACAGUCUCGUUCAAUAAUAAAACUAAUGAAAUUUUAAUAUUAAAAAGUACAUUAAUACAAGAUAUAAUAUUUAUAUUUGUGCACCUAACAGCUAUGAAAAUGCAAAUAAAUUCUCAGUUGACACUAAUAACAGAUGUAAUCAACAUAUGGACUUUUUUUUCCGAAAACAAUUAGUAACUAGUGUUUUCAUACAUUAAAAGAUUACGAUUUUAUCAAAAAUUAAAAAUAAAAAAAAACAUACGUACAUUAGUGAGCAUACUAUAUCAAUGUUUACGUUUCAAAUGUUUCUUUAGAUUAGUCGAUGAUGAUUUAUAACUCAGUUUUUGUUUACACAAAUUACAAUUAGCAAACUCAUUAUUUUCCGUUAAAAAAUUCCACACAAAUGAAGUCUUUUUCCUGCAUUUAUCCAUUCCUUAUUUCACUAUAAAGAUACUAAGGUAAGUUGGUGUAACUGGGCCCAUGGGGUAACUGGGCCAUCCCCUCCCAGAUUUUCCCUGAACAUAUAAGAGGGAAAUUGAACUCUGUUGUGGCAACACUGGUAAGCAGAAGUAUACAAAACAACAGCCAUUUGGUCUCCAGCUUGAUUGAAGAAUGUUUUAUGGCUGCUAAUGUUUUUUGUAUUUGUGAGCGCAAAACAUGUCUCUACAAAGGUGAAUUCAAAAAUUUUUGACCAUGGUAAGGAAGUACUACCGGAGAACAACCAAGGGUGCAGACCAAGAAAAUUCAUACUCCCGAGAGGUUUUAGAGUUGGCGCUUGCAGAUGUGAGGAAUGGAAACCGCACACAAAGAGAAGCAGCGACAUUUCAUGGCAUUCCAAGAAGUACACUGCGUCACUACAUCCAUGGUUCGAGAGGUUCAGGGUCUAUUUCGAGAGAUGGGUUUGGGGGUGGUGGAAAACUUUCAAUUCCACAUGUGUAUGAGGUUCAACUUGCAGAUUGCCUAAGAGUGUUAGAAAAAUGGGGAUUUGGACUGUCAAGAGAUGAAGUCAUGGACAUGGUGCAAUCAUUUGUUCAACAAAACAACAUAAAAACCAGAUUUAAAGAGGGUAGGCCAGGUCCGGAUUGGUUCAUUGCUUAUAAGAAAAGGCAUAACCUAUCAAUAAAAAAACCACAAGGAGUAGAAUAUGUCCGCAUGUCUCAAGAAAACCCAUUUGUAAUCAAUGAAUUGUUUGAUUUGCUUCAGAAAACAAUUGAAGAGAAUGUUUUGAUCAACAAACCACACUUGAUAUUUAACUGCGAUGAAACAGGGUUUGGACACGAUCCAAGCAAAACCAAAGUUGUAGGUGGCAAAGGUGUAAAGUGCACUAGAACAAUAAGCUCUGCUGGGCGUGAAAAUACCACUGUUUUUGCAUGUUGUUCUGCUGCAGGAGACAAGCUUCCUCUCCUUUGUGUCUUAAAAGGGAAGAAUGUAAUGGAAAGCUGGAUUGACACAAACUCUGAUGCCCGUACUGGUUAUGCAGCUUCAAAAAGUGGGUGGAUGGAUGGAGAGAUUUUUUUAAACUGGUUUAAAAAAGUGUUUCUGCCCAACAUACCAGAAGAACGGCCCGUACUUCUUAUCCUUGAUGGGCACAAGAGUCAUGUAAGUCUCCCUAUGAUUUUAAAGGCAGUGGAACAUCAGGUAGUGCUCGUAAAAUUGCCACCUCACACGACACACGUCACUCAGCCCAUGGAUGUUGGAGUAUUCAAAGGUUUGAAAUCAAAUUGGGAUAAGAAGCUGACCAAGUGGCAGAGACAAAAUCCUAGGAAAAAAAUUCCUAAACAGGAAUUUGUAAAUAUUUUGAUAUCUACAUUUUAUGAUGUUAACAAACAGAAUAUCACAAAUGCCUUUAAAGCAUCUGGAAUUUAUGAUGAAGAGACAGGGGGCCCAAACAGGCAAGAAGCAAUAAAAAAGUGCAAAUUCAAACCUUGUGAAGUACAGGCUUACAACAAAGCACAGCUCAAAAAGGUUGCAGAUGCCAACGAAAUUCAUGAUGACCAGACAGAUGCCGACAAGAUCCCUGAUGCCCACACAGAUACGGAACACACUCCUUAUGACUCUGCUGAUGUUGGAAAGACUCCUGAUGCCCAGGCAGAUGCCGACAAGAUUACUGAUACAGACAACAGUACUCAUGACCAUCCUGAUGCAGAAAAGACUCCUGAUGGCCAGGCAGGUGCCAACAAUACGCCUAAUGCUCAUAGAGUAUCUGACAGGAGCUCUGAUGUUGAGAUGCCCAACAAUGUAAAUGUAAAACGAAGUUUUGAAGACAUCAUUGUCGAAAUUUUCCACAAAAACAAAACUCGAGAAGAGUCUGGCAAGGAAUCUGUCAAGCCAAAAAGGAAAAAAGUAAGCUCGGGAGCUGAAAUUAUGACUGCAUCUGAGUACAUAGAAAAAAGACAGGAAGAAAAGAGAUUGGAAGAUUUGUCUUUACAGCAAAAAAAUACAAAAAUAGAAGAAAAGCUCCUUAAACAAAAGAAUAGCAUUGUGAAGAAAAAACUCAAAGACAAACUGGAAAGUAAAAACAAAAAGGGAAGCAGCAAAUUGAAGAUGCAAUGCGAGGAAAAAAAUCAGAAAAAGAAAAGAAAGAUUGUAUCUAAGCCACUGACUUCAGUAGAUUUAGAAAACCCAUUACCUUCAACUUCUGGCCUCUGUAAGUUUAAAAAGGCGAGACCUUCAAGUGUGAAUUCAGACUCUGAUGAUGAUGGCUCAUCAGGUAUGAGCAUUGCGGACUGUGAAUCAGACAAAGUUGUGCCCGGUAUCUCUGUUAUCAAAGAUGACUAUGUUAUUGUAUUGUAUAAUGGUAUAAAAUAUCCUGGACAAGUUGUAGAUUUAGAUAGAGACCAAGUGCAAAUAAAACACAUGAAGAGUGCUGGUUUAACUUACUGGCUAUGGCCAGAAGAGGAGGACAUUUUGUGGUAUGAAGAAGAAGAUAUUUUAAGAUUGAUUAGACCCCCAAUCCCUAUGAACAAACGUGGAAUUUUUAGUGUUCCUGAGUUAAAAGGUUGUUUAUUUGAGUAUGAGUAAGUUUACUUAUUUUACAUUAUAUUUUUUAACUGUUUUUGUAUUAAUUUAUAGCUGAUGUUCACAAAAAUCAGUCUUGCAACAUUGGUAAUUGCUUUGAAAAAUUAUUUCUAAAUGGGGGUAAAUUUUUAUUUUUAUUUGUACAUUUGCAAGCAUUGGACCCAGUUACCCAGUCACAGAUUCUGUAGUUUCUUAUAAGAAAUAGACUUGGGUGGUCCACUUACCCCCAUUAUCAGGGUAACUGGGCCCACCUGUAUUUAAAAAUUAUAUAAAAUAUUUAUACAUAUAAUAAAUAUAGUAAAAAUAAAUAUCACAGCUUAAUCAGACUUCCUAAGAAUUACUAACAUAUGUGUCAUACAUGGAUUUUUGAAAACUAUACAUUUUAGUAAAAUUAUAAUGUGUUAAAAGUAUAGUAUAUGAAAAAAGUUGAAAAUCUAUGGCCCAGUUACCCCAACUUACCUUAACUACAAAGCAUGACAGCCCGCAACAAUGUACAUGGUGGUAAUUAAUACACGGCCAGGACGAACUGCAGUGAAUGUUGAACUGAUUGAUACUGGCUGUAUUAGGCGGGCAUGAGAGUAACAGAGGUAGAGAAUUACCGGGCGUGAUAAAUAAUGUAUCAGAGACACCGAUACCUUUUUACGCUGGUGAUGACUGCACGGAGGAUGUGUACCCUGUAACGAGAAUGCUGAUACCUUGUCGCUUCCUGGGACCGCUAAUGCUCUGAUACAAAAGUAUCAGAUACUUGUAACUAGGUACAUACCUACCUGUAUCAGUAAUAGUUUGGAACAGAUACCGAAAAUUGCUGUAACAACCCACCUCUACUGUGACCUGUCUUCUUUGAAUUCGAGAUGGGAGCGGACGAACUAAGAGCGACCUAGUUCGCCAAGGAGCUGCGAACUAAAAGGAGCACUCCCGGUCGUGAACUAUUAUGCGCAAGUCUAGUAGCUAGAGCUUUGAAUUUGUUUGUAGGUACUGUAGACGUUGAUUGCAAUAAUAUUUGAUGAGCAGGUUUUGUUCAUGGUGCUCUUAAUUUAGAUUAGUUUGAUAUUAUUUUGUUAGGUAAAACUUUGAAAAAUAGUAUCUUGGUUGUCUGGGUAAUUCUUACAGGAGUUGCGACUUGAAUUCUAUGGUAGUAUGAUAGUACUCUUUCUGAUCAUAUAUGCUCUAAGGUAGUACUGAAUUCUGUGUGCCUCUCUCUGAUAAACUGCGAAACAGUAUUUAUUGUUUAUGUUCUGUUGGCACUGGACUGGCACAAAGCAAAGAAGGUCACUAAAUAAAUUGAAUUUUAUGUAGUCAUCUCCCUAGUUACUUAAGAACUUUUUUUUUUUAAUUAUCCAGAUGCCACAUGCAGAAGAGUACACAAUUUCGAAAAUAAUACCUCUCUGUAUUCUUGUCUCAUCUUGACGAUCCAUGAGUGGUAUGCAAGUGGGGCACGGUAUGAUACUUAUGUGUAAAUUGUUCCCCACUCCACUUAUUGUUCGCUUUACAUCAUAACUUGAAUCCUGGUGCUGUUGGACACGAACCAGAUUGCAAAAUUUUGCAGUUUCCUUGUCUUUACCUUGUGAUCCAACUUUCUUCACCCAUUAUUUCCUUUUGCAUCAUAACUAACCUCUCUCUCUGUCUGCUGUCUUUAAGAUUCUCCCAUCCUAAUUGCUUCAUUAGCUGUGAUGGAUUUGUAACCUACUUUUCCUUUCUAUUCUUCCCCACUUUCCUUUCACCCAUCUAGAUGCUCACUUUGCACUUCCUCCAGUUCUCUCUUAACACAUUGUUGUGUACUACGAUUUUUUAAACCAUGUAUGAUGUUUCUUCCCCUCGAUACUCUGCUGGCCUGCUGCCUUUUGCAACUUUCUCCACUUAC
Messenger RNA from Bacillus rossius redtenbacheri, 4986 nucleotides. RefSeq lists its product as uncharacterized. The transcript has 2 exons. The record is from RefSeq and is a predicted model, not a curated record. Gene Ontology annotation, molecular function: DNA binding. Bases 801 to 3128 code for a protein of 775 amino acids. Gene Ontology annotation, cellular component: nucleus. Lineage: Eukaryota; Metazoa; Arthropoda; Insecta; Phasmatodea; Bacillidae.